Fonsecaea multimorphosa CBS 102226 is the source of this 1695-nucleotide messenger RNA. RefSeq lists its product as uncharacterized. NCBI's taxonomy places the organism in Eukaryota, Fungi, Ascomycota, Eurotiomycetes, Chaetothyriales, Herpotrichiellaceae. The transcript is spliced from 4 exons. The record is from RefSeq and is a predicted model, not a curated record. The coding region runs from base 1 to 1695 and encodes 564 amino acids.
AUGUCGAGACCAUCAUCAUCGAGAAACAGUCUGCAUCUUGAGCCUCCCAGGAAAAGUGUCGAACUAGAGGAUCCUGGUGCUCAUGAGUUAUCGUCAGAAGGCGAAGACGAACACUUCUCAGAUGCCUCAGAGGGCCAGAAAAGACCCUCCCGGCCUGUCACUCCAGCAUCUCCCAUUCCAAAGACACGAAUUGAAAAGGUCGACGAUGAGCCAAGAUAUGGCGAGGUUCCCGGCACGCCUGCGUACGAGAAGCGAGUCCUCGAUGCUGUGCCUGAUGAGGUUGAGGUUGUCCAAGAAGGUCGCCUCAGUAAACGCUCCUCUCAGCUGCUCGAACCACCCACAACCCCGGGAGGGACUCUCAUACCACGUACUGUCGUUGAGAAGCUUGACCCUGAAUCUCCAAGCUAUGGUGAAAUCCCAAAGACUUCGGCCUACCUGCAGAGACGGAUGGAUGCCGUUCCUGAUGUCAUUUUGAAGACUCCGGAGCCUGGGAGGAGACAACAUUACAACGACGAUGAGGGAGGAGACGGAGAGGGAUCUUCUAUCUCCCCAGAUAUUCAAGUGCCCGAAACUAUCGUUACCCGGGUCGAUAGUAACCCCGCCCAUGGCGAAGUCCCAGGCACAGAAGCGCAAAAGAAGCGAAAACUUGACGCUGCACCAGAUAUUACCGAGAAGCAGGGCAGCGGAGCAGGGUCACCAAUUCUCAACAGAUCUUUGAAUGCCACAAGGCGGAGAUCCACCUUACACGACGACGAUGACGAUGACAACAAUGGCAACGAUCAUAAUGACAACGACUUCGGAGACGAUUUCGAUGAGUUUGAAGAAGGCGCACAAGCCGGGGCUGAUGAUGACUUUGGGGACUUUGGCGAUGGCUUUCAAGAACCUGAAAAUGUCGAGUCACCGCCUCCUGUAUCUACUUCUCAAUCAAGUUUUAUACCAGCUGAUGCAUUCCCCUUGAUCGACUCUGGUGCCCUUUCAUCAAUACCAGACUUCGUUACUGCCGCACAAAUGCACUUAGACGCCAUGUUCCCAUCUUCCACAACCGACUACUCCUCUCGAAUUCCACCACAGCAACCGAUCCCGGAUUCCUCGCCCAUCUUCCCCUCGGACCGCUCACGCUCACUCUGGAAGCAACUCAUCACACCACCUCCGCUUCAACCGCCGAAUUGGACGCAAUCGCGAAUCCGGCGGUUAUUCCUAGUCAGUCUCGGCGUACCGGUUGACCUGGACGAGAUUCUGCCGCCGAGCAAACAGAAGAAGCUCAUUCUGCCGGAUAUCAAUCUAGAACCCUCGUCGCGCAGAUCGGAAGGAGACAAGACAAUAGGUUCCCUAGCACGUCUCAAGGCACAAGCUGGUGCCAAUGAUUCAUCUGCCUCGCUUGACAGCACACAGUCAGGUGCUGCCAAGGAAGGCCAAAGAGCAUCUCGUUCAAGAAAACCGAAGGGACCCCCUCCGCCACCAGAAUUAGACCUCGCGGCUGUUAAACGCCUCUGCGCCACCACCGAAGAAAAGCUAGAAGGCCUAACCGAUGAAGAAUUGCAGAGCCACGUCGAGGAAUUAAAUGGAUUGACGGCCAGAACAAGUGAAGUCUUGGAGUACUGGCUGAAGAGAAGGGAUGGAUUGGUCAAGGAAAAGGAAGCCUUUGAGGGCGUCAUCGAGAAUCUGGUCAGGCAUGCUAGGAGGGUGAGGAAAUGA